Episyrphus balteatus (marmalade hoverfly) is the source of this 5396-nucleotide messenger RNA. RefSeq names its product pleckstrin homology-like domain family B member 1. The transcript has 10 exons. Gene Ontology annotation, molecular function: protein binding. The coding region runs from base 561 to 4781 and encodes 1406 amino acids. The record is from RefSeq and is a predicted model, not a curated record. NCBI's taxonomy places the organism in Eukaryota, Metazoa, Arthropoda, Insecta, Diptera, Syrphidae.
ACGGCUAACAAGGAGAUCGGGUGCGCCUCUUUUUAAUUUAUUUUUGUUGACACUCUCAUCAUAAUGUAGAAAAAAAGAACUACAACUACAACUCUCAUCAAAGUUGAUUUUUAUAAUUUUUUUUGUUUUUAAUUUUUUUGCAACAAAACCCUUUGUCUUGCUUAUUUCAUUCGUAUUUUAACUUUUUCACAAAAGUUUAUCAAGAAGAAAACAAAUCUAAAAACAAGAAAAUUGCGUGUAUUUAAAAAAUAAAAAACAAGUGAGAAAGCGAAACAUUUCAAGUGCGUUUCACGGCUAUUUUGUUGUUUUUUUUUUUUUUGGUUUUCGUGUGUGAAGAAAACAAGUUUUGCGAAAUUUAUCUCAAAACAAAAUACAACAACAACAAAAAAAGCAAAGAACGCGAGCUUGCCUCGACUCGACUUGAAAGCAAGCAAAAUCAACUACAUAUUCCCUCAUCACAAAGUUUUUUUUAAGUAAAAAUAAAAUAACAAAAAAAUAAAUAUUCCAACAAUUUUUACCUGGAGAAUAUUUGAUUUAAUUUUCUAGUUUGAAUAAUCGCGAUGUCAUUGAAAAAGAAAGAUCCAUCAUUAAGAGUUGCUGCUAAUGAUCCACACUUAGUUAGCCUUGGUGGUGGUCGAUUGAGUACGGCUGUUACAAUACAUUACAUACCCAUUGGUGAUAUGACAAUAGGUUCCUCACCUACAUGCAGUGUCUCUCUAAACGGAUCUGGUGUCCGUCCAGUUCAUUGUACUAUUUAUCGCAGUGAAGAAAAUGAAGUGACCAUUGUCCCAGAAAACGAUGCCAGAGUUCUUAUCGAUGGAACAAAACUUGUCGAUGGCGAAACAAAUCUCACCCAAGGCGCAAUGAUAACAAUUGGCAAUUCAAAUUAUUUGCGUUUCAAUAAUCCCGCCGAAGCUCAAUUAAUACGCUCUGCCAUGGGCAGCAACGAACGAAUCUCAAUGCCACAAAUCGAUUUUACCCAAGUGCCGCGUCGCAAUUCAAACCGAAGCAGCAUUAGUAAUGGUGGUAAUGGUAGCUCUGAAGAAGCUCAAAUCGAAGCAUUUUACGAAUCAAAAAUUCAUCCAAAAGAAUCAUCAUCAAAAUUAAUUAAUAAUAUCGAUAUAAAUGGUCUGACAUGUCCGAAGGUUUUCACAGCCGAUUCGAUAACUGUAAAUACCCCAGCGAAAGAUGUCCUCGGUCCGAAAUAUGCAAAUUUUGCAAAGAAUCUCGCAGAGAAUCAUCGCAAUGAGAAAAAUCAAAAAAUGAAUAAUUAUGUUAACAUUCCAACAACAAACUAUCAUCAACAACAACAACAUCAGCAACAACAACAACAGCACCAACAAUAUCAUAAUAGUAACCUUAAUAGUUCUUCGUCCAGCACAAAUGGUACUGGUGGCAAUGAGAUUCUAGCUAAAGUUAAUAACAAUCUAUCGAAUAACAGUAGAAACACUACUCCAUAUGAUAAGUACCCCAAAUCAUAUGGUGGCUUACAGCUAUUCCCAAUGAAUGGUGUCAAUACAGAAAUCAACACUUCAUCGUCAUCAUAUCACAGUGUAACCUACGAAUCUUUGGCUGCACACAAUUCAUCACAGCAAAAUAUAUCUGCCCAAGAAAAUGAGCGUUUGGAGGAGAUCCUUAAAAUUUGUACUGAGUAUGAGCGUCAGAAUUCAAAUUCGAAUUCAAAUUCAAGUGUUACCUCCUCACCCAUAGUUCAGAAUCGUAUUAAAACUAAUGGUUCUCUGCCUCGGGAAAAGAAAGGACCCUUCUAUGAUCUAAGCCCACAACACUCUGGAGGUCAUUCAAAGGUUUUCUUUCCUGAAAAAGCCAAAACAAGUUCUGGUUAUGAAAAUGUUCGACUUAUAGGCGAUCGUCGAGUUGAAAUUGGUAAUGGUUCUGGCAGUGGAAGUGGUACUCCAGCUAGUGGUUCAUGUAUUGGAUCACCAAAGUCAGGCUAUGAGAAUGUCAUAGUUGGCAAAUAUGUUCCACAAAGUCCAAGAACAAAAAUACGAACAACUUGUAUGUCACCCAAGAAGGAUAGUUCCUUUAAUGGGUUCCAAAUUCAACAAAAACCACAAACCAAUCACUCGACAUCGGAUUAUGAACAACUUAUACAAACAUUCGAGGAUAAGCUGAAGAUGGAAAUGCAGGCUAUACAGGAUAAGAGUCGAUUAGCCAGUCCAACACCGUCUAGAAGUGAAUUCAGUUCUCCAUCGACUAAGCGACCAAAUAAAAAUAUCAAUAAUCUGACUCUGAAUCUGAGUUUUACUAAAAAAGAUAAAGAGAAGCCUGUUCCAGCGGUGCGAACUAUAAAGACUAAUAUGACUGUUCCUGUUUUUGGUGGUUCGGAUUUGAAUGCAUCGGACAUAAACCUGGAAAAGCUUAAGAUAACUCGCAAAGAGUUACAAGCCAAUAUUCUAAUGCUGAGGGCACAAAUCGGUGAAUUGCGAUUGCAGGAGGAAAAUACUUUAAGAGGCAUGGACACGGACAAAUCUUAUGAAUCAACUGAACUUGUAUCAACCAAGGACACUCUCGCAAAACUGGAAAAAUCAUUCACUUCGCUACAAACAAAAAUUCAUCGAUUAGAAGCACAAAGAAAUGCCACACGUGUCAUGGAAGAGAACCAACAAGCUAAAUUAAAGCAAUCAAUUGCUAUCAAACAAGACCAAGUUAAAAGACUGAAAACAAUGCUCAAAGAGAAACCCUCAGAUGAUUGUUUAAAUGAGGAAUUCAAUAAAUGUUCAGAAUCCCUUGAGAACGAUCGAAAGACAUUUGAGGACUUGGAAUUCCAGUAUCUGGAAGAGGAGUCCGAUUGGCAGGCAUAUCGAGAGGAACUCCAUAUGGAACAGAAAGAUUUGUCAUCGCAAAUCGAUGAUAACCGCAUUAAGAUGCGACAAUUAGAGACUGUUGGGGCAGCUAAUCGCAGUAGUGCGUGUUCGGAAGCUAAAGCUAUAAAAGACAAUUUGUUAUCGUUGAUAAAUGAAUUACGGGAAAAUAAAGAAGAACUGAGAACAGUUGAAGCCAAUAUAUCGGAUAUAACUGGAGAACUCAAUGGACAAUCGGAUCCAUCAUCUGAAAAUGAUGAUGACGACGAUGAUGAGGAAGAUGAUGAUGAUGAUGAAGAUGAUGAGAGUGAAAUGUCACCAGCUGAUAAUCAACAACAACAUGGAAUAAUGUCACAAUCUCUGUUCGGUUCAGCAGAAAUUCUCUGCCCGAAACGCCAUCCAGAGGAUAUUAUGUCGAAGAGUGUCAACGAGAAUAUGUUUUAUAACAAUAAAAUAGAAUUGCCAUCACAACAACACCCGGUAACAAGCACACCGAAGAGAAAAUUAGAAAUUGUCGAUAUUAAAGAUGAUUUAAUUAAUGAUCCACCUGCUCUACCGCCAAGACAAAUUCCUAGAAAUUCUCUUCAAGAUUCAUCGCCAUCUUCAAUUGAAGAUCAAGUUGUUAGACGAUUACACAAGGAAGCAGAAGAUGAUCCAUUAUUAAAACUGAAAUACAAUAUGAAUGAUGAACAAGAACAACAGACCGGUGAGAGAGUUAAUUUUAAUCUAUCACUUGGUAGUGAUGAUUUUGAGGUUAAUCCAUUGGAACGAAGAAUACCAUCACAGGAUGAUAUUGAUAGAAUUUCAAAGGUUACCUCGGAUGCACCGAUUUCAACUAAAGGAGCCAGUAAUAAGAUAUUUGACAGUAUUAAAGAAAUUGAAAGAAAUCGACAAUUGUUGCUGGCACAGCAAGGAAGUCAUGUUAUUGAACAUGCAAGACAAAAAAUGGUCGAUUUGAAAAAGAAAAGUCAUGAUGAAGCACGUGCACAGUAUUUAUCUAUGUUGAGCACUAGUUUAGAUAACUCAACAAAUAAUAAGGAUGUUAUUGAGUCGACGGAAAUGGAUAAUUUGACAGAUAAAGAGAACCGGCAGCAGCAGCAACAGGUGGGAGAUGCAGACAGGAAAAUCAACAAAACAACAACAAACACCAGUAAUAAACAUAGUAGCAGUAGUACAAAUGCAAACAGCAACAACAAUGAGAGCAAUAAUGAUCAAAAUAAAUCUAGUCAAAAUCGUCACUCACAGCCAGAAUUAGAAUCACAACGGUCACGACCCUUGUCGGAGGCCAAUUCAGAAUUAAGUUGUGAUCUUUUGUCAGAGAAUACCUACAAAUCCAGUAUAGAGCUCUCAUCAUCGACGGGUGGUGGUGGUAGUGGAAGUGGCGGUGGGGGAGGAAUAGGAGGCGGUAAUAAUCGCCACUCGGAACAAAGUGACGAUGGCAAACGAUCGAGUGUAAAUUCAAGUGACACAACCAACAGCGAUCGACUUACAUCGGGCAAUAAAAGAUCACUUCCAAAACAUCAGCGACCACUCACCCGUUAUUUACCGAUCUUCUCACCGGAUUUAGAUUUGCGGCAACACAUUGAAUCGGCAGGUCACCAAAUUGCCCAGUGCCCGCAUGUUUUUGUCGACUCUUAUAGCUGUCGAGGGUAUUUGCACAAAUUAGGCGCCACAUUCCAUGGUUGGUCAAGGAGAUGGUUUGUUUUGGAUCGACAACGCAACGCCUUCAUAUACUAUUCCGAUAAGUCAGAGAGGAAACCUCGUGGUGGAGCGUAUUUUUCGACAAUUGACGAAGUCUAUCUCGACCAUUUGAAUGCUUCAAAAAGUGGCCGACCUCAUUGCACAUUUAUUGUAAAAACAAAAAAGCGUAGCUAUCACCUGCAGGCAGCUUCAGAUGCAGCUGCUCGAAUUUGGAUUGAUGCCAUCAUAACUGGAGCUCAAGGAAAUUUAGAUUAUUAGGGCAUUUAUGUUCUUCUUAAAUUUAAGUUUAUUUUUAAAAAAUAAGAUUAUUAGGCUUACAUUGUAUUAAAAGAAAUCACACAGGACUAACUCUCCACUUAAUAAUACAGAUUUCUAUGCCAAAGUGAAUUUUCAAAUUCAAAAACAGUAUAAAAAACUAUAAAACCCCUUAAAACAAAAUCAAACAUAAGAAAAGAAAAAAAAAAAAACACUAUUUUUUAGCAUAGUGCAUCAUGUAUUUUUUUAUGAUUAGCUUUUAAGAACGUUAUUUGCUCUUUUAUUUUCGAACUUAAAUAUUAUAUUCACCAACGGUUGGUGAAUAUAGCGCCAAAACAAUAGUUUCUAUAUAUAUGUGCCUUUGUUUUGUUUAUUUGAAGAAUUAUAAUAUUUAUGUGUAUUUCAAACUGAUGUUAGUUAUGAGAAUUCUUUAGUAAACUCCUUAGGCACCUUAGUUAGAUUGUGAAGUUUAGAAUUGAAUUAGUUAGAUCUGGAAACGUAGAUUGUUUGCUUGUUAGAUUGAUAUGAAUAGAGACAAUUUUUUUAAGUUCAUAUAACGUUUUUAUAUAUGUUUUACAUUUAUACUCGUAUAAUAAAACAAAAUAAACAAACAUACCU